Molecule: messenger RNA, 1092 nt
Organism: Aspergillus nidulans FGSC A4
Lineage: Eukaryota; Fungi; Ascomycota; Eurotiomycetes; Eurotiales; Aspergillaceae
Gene: kae1
Product: tRNA N6-adenosine threonylcarbamoyltransferase
Exons: 2
Coding region: 1-1092 (363 amino acids)
Biological process (GO): tRNA threonylcarbamoyladenosine modification
Cellular component (GO): cytoplasm; nucleus; EKC/KEOPS complex
Molecular function (GO): acyltransferase activity, transferring groups other than amino-acyl groups; tRNA N(6)-L-threonylcarbamoyladenine synthase activity
Source: RefSeq, a predicted model, not a curated record
AUGAUUGCCAUCGGUCUUGAAGGUUCCGCCAACAAACUCGGCGUGGGUAUCAUGUUACACCCUAAGGACGGUAGCACCCCGCAAGUCCUCGCCAACAUCCGCCACACAUAUGUCUCCCCUCCCGGCGAGGGAUUUCUCCCCAAAGAUACAGCAAGGCACCACCGGUCCUGGGUCGUCAGUCUCGUGAAGAAAGCACUCAAGGAAGCGCGUAUCUCCGUUGACGAUGUGGACUGUAUAUGCUACACCAAGGGACCAGGAAUGGGAGCUCCCCUUCAGAGUGUGGCAGUGGCUGCACGGACGCUAAGCUUACUAUGGGGGAAGGAACUAGUUGGUGUUAACCACUGUGUUGGACAUAUCGAAAUGGGUCGUCUAAUUACCGGCGCAUCGAACCCGGUCGUCCUAUACGUGUCUGGAGGGAAUACACAAGUAAUCGCUUACAGCUCGCAACGGUAUCGCAUCUUCGGUGAGACUCUCGAUAUCGCGGUGGGCAACUGUCUUGACCGAUUCGCGCGAACGCUACAUAUCUCUAAUGACCCGGCUCCGGGGUACAAUAUUGAGCAACUCGCCAAAAAGGGCAAGCAACUGGUCGAUUUGCCAUACACAGUAAAAGGCAUGGACUGCUCUAUGUCAGGCAUUCUUGCAGCCAUUGAUGCUCUCGCCGCAACGUACGGACUAAACGGAGAACAACCGGAUGAGGAGGAAGACGUAACAGAUGUUACGCCCGUUUCAGACGGGGCUUUAGAAAGCCGGAAACCAACCCGGGCAGAUCUGUGCUUUUCGCUGCAGGAGACGGUAUUCUCGAUGUUGGUGGAAAUUACAGAGCGCGCCAUGGCACAUGUUGGGUCGAAGGAAGUUUUGAUUGUUGGCGGAGUCGGAUGUAAUGAGAGGCUGCAGGAGAUGAUGGGGAUCAUGGCGCGGGAUCGCGGAGGCAGUGUGCAUGCCACGGAUGAGAGGUUUUGUAUUGACAACGGGAUUAUGAUUGCCCAGGCUGGUAUGCUCGCAUAUAAGACAGGCUUCCGGACGCCGCUCAAGGAAUCUACGUGCACGCAGCGCUUCCGGACGGAUGAUGUAUUUGUGCAAUGGAGAGAUUAG